Messenger RNA from Ricinus communis (castor bean), 2212 nucleotides. Its product is annotated as pectinesterase. The transcript has 2 exons. Gene Ontology annotation, biological process: cell wall modification. The record is from RefSeq and is a predicted model, not a curated record. The coding region runs from base 304 to 2010 and encodes 568 amino acids. Gene Ontology annotation, molecular function: pectinesterase inhibitor activity; pectinesterase activity. NCBI's taxonomy places the organism in Eukaryota, Viridiplantae, Streptophyta, Magnoliopsida, Malpighiales, Euphorbiaceae.
UUGGAAACCUUUUACCCUAUAAAUGUUGCUCCAACCAUGCAAACCUCCAUAACUCUCAUCCAGAGUUAGAAAACCAAAAAAAAAAAAAACAAAUAAUAAAGGAUAAGCUUAUUAUCCUUCUUCCUCAUUUCAUCUUUCUCCCCGAUUCCGCAUUCUAAAUCUUUCGAAGCCUUUGGAAUCGGAAUAUCCUCGUACCACCAAUAAGAGGGAGAUAUCAAAAAGAUUAAAAAAAAAAAGGGGGAAAAAAAGAAAAGAGGUUUUUUAUUUAUUUUAUUUUUUUGAAAAGAAAAAAGAAGAAAAGAAAUGGUAGGAAAAGCUGUUAUAUCAGUAUUUUCUCUGAUUCUAGUAGUCGGAGUGGUGAUUGGGGUUGUAGCCAUCGUGCAACGGAGCAAUAACAGCGGCGGAAACAGUGGCAGCGGCCAACAGGUUUCAACCUCUACAAAGUCUGUAGCUCAAAUAUGUCAACCAACCGAUUACAAGGAAGCUUGCGAGAAGAGUCUUAAUAGUGUAAAGGAUACGAAAGACCCUAAAGAAUACGUGAAGGCAGCUAUCUUGGCUACUGUAGAAGCUGCGACAAAAUCUUUCAACUUGUCGAGCAAUUUGAUAGUUGACGCUAAAAAUGCUGAUAAUGACACAAGAAUGUCAUUAGAGGAUUGUAAAGACUUGUUGCAAGAUGCAGUACAAGAGCUUCAGGCAUCGUUUUCUACAGUAGGCGAAAGCACCGUUAACACUAUGGAUCAGCGCAUAGCUGAGCUACAAAAUUGGCUGAGUGCAGUUGUUUCUUAUCAAGAUACCUGCCUGGAACAAUUUGGUGAUCCUAACAGCAAUUAUAAAUCUCAAAUGCAAGAUGGUAUGGUUGAUGCAACCCAGCUUACAAGCAAUGCCUUGGCUAUUAUUAAUGCUUUGUCUCAGAUGUUGUCCACCUUCGACCUCAAGUUCGAUCUUACAUCUGAGUCCGGUGAUAAUUCCCGCAAGCUUCUUUCAGUUGAUGAAACUGGCGUUCCUAUCUGGUUUGAUGGGGCAAAGCGCAGGCUUAUGGCUGCGGAUACUAGCGCUAUCAAGCCUAAUAUCACUGUAGCCCAAGAUGGUAGUGGAGAUGUCAAGACUGUUACUGAAGCAAUUGCCAAAAUUCCACUGAAGAGCGAAAAUCCAUUCAUUAUCUAUGUCAAGGCCGGAACUUAUAAGGAGUAUCCGAUUGUUGAAAAGAAAAUGUUGAAUGUUUUCAUGUAUGGUGAUGGCCCUAAGAAGACCAUUAUCACUGGUAGCCAUAGCAAUCAUACUGGCUGGAAAACCAUGAGAUCUGCUACAUUUGCGGCUCUUGGACCUGGAUUUAUGGCCAAGUCCAUGGGAUUCGAGAACACUGCAGGUCCUGAAGGUCACCAGGCUGUGGCACUGCGUGUCCAGGCAGAUAGGGCAGCAUUUUUCGACUGCAACAUUGAUGGGUACCAAGACACAUUGUACACUCAGGCACACAGACAAUUCUACUACGGUUGCUCCAUUUCAGGCACCAUCGAUUUCAUCUUCGGCGACGCCUCAGUUGUUAUUCAGAACUCAAAGAUUGUUGUCAGGAAGCCAAUGAAGAACCAAGGAAACACAGUCACUGCACAUGGAAGGACAAUGAAGCAUGAAACAACAGGAUUAAUCCUCCAAAACUGCCAGAUUAUAGCUGAAGACCUGCUAUUCCCUGAGAGGACAGUAGUCAAGUCAUACUUGGGCAGGCCCUGGAAAGCAUAUUCCAGGACAAUUGUCAUGGAAUCGGAAAUAACAGAUGUCAUUCAACCUGAAGGAUGGUUACCAUGGAAUGGAGAUCUCUAUCUUGAUACCCUGGAUUAUGCCGAGUAUGCAAAUACUGGUGCGGCUUCCGCUACCGAUAAGAGAGUGAAAUGGAAGGGUUUCCAUGUCAUCACCAGCAAGAAGGAAGCUGAACAAUUCACUGUUGGACCUUUCAUCCAGGGAGGUGAAUGGCUGAAUGGCACAGGAAUACCCUUCAAGCUUGGCUUCACAAAGUGAUUAAUAUAAAAUAAUAUUAUGAUGAUAAUGAUGUUAAUUUUGUAUUUUAAGUGGUCAGUAGAGACCCUAUAGAGUUUGAAGAAGUAGGCAAAUGGAAAAAUAUGCCUAAUCUUACUAGUUUAAUUGUUUACUUCGUGUACCUCCGAAGAAAUUUAUUUAUAUCUCAUAUCGUUUUGAAUUUAUUGUAUUAAUUUUUUAUCAA